Messenger RNA from Phyllostomus discolor (pale spear-nosed bat), 1600 nucleotides. RefSeq names its product wiskott-Aldrich syndrome protein homolog 1-like. Lineage: Eukaryota; Metazoa; Chordata; Mammalia; Chiroptera; Phyllostomidae. The record is from RefSeq and is a predicted model, not a curated record. The transcript is spliced from 3 exons. The coding region runs from base 136 to 702 and encodes 188 amino acids.
AUCAGCUUCAGCUCUAGCUGGGAGCUUAAAUGCCUACUGUGGAAGGCUACUGGAAAACUCAAUGGGAAACAUCUGUAGUGGCACGACACAGUGGCUGUCGCUAGCACAGUUACGCGCAGCAUAGCGCUAACAGGAAUGCCUAACCUGGGACAACUCGGAGCCGCACCAAGCACCCGACGCCGCGGGGCGGGGCCGAGGGGUCAAGCCCCGCCUUCCCUCAAAGCGCGACGUGGCCGACGCCGCCUGCCCGCCCCCCUGCCGCGUGUUCCCCGCCGCCCAGGCUCGCAGCCUGACCUCGAUCCCCGCCGCACUUCGUGGUCUCCACCUCUUCCUCGUGCCUUUAGAGAAGCUCGUGCCCCGCCGUCCGCCCUGCAGCUCCUGGAGCCUCACUUCACCGUGCCCCCACCUCCGCGCCGAGAAGCAGCCAGACACGUGCGCGUUCCUGGGUUUGCGUGCUCGCUCCCGAGCAGCGCAAGCGCGAGAUCGCCCCUUCCCUGCCGCGUACCACGCGCCGGUCGUCUCCACCCUUUUCCCUCCGGUGCCCUUUGGGCCCUGCCGUGUGCGGCUCGCUUGCCACAAUCCCCUCGGUCCCGCCGGGUCCUCGCCUUGUGCCGCUCCCGACCUAUGGCAGAGGCCUGGGAGGAUGCGGCAAAGGAAAUUGAAGCCAAGGGACUCUGGCCGUUUCUGGAAUCUGGGUCUUGAAGUGCUGCUCAUGGAUUAACCAGACUGAAUGGUGUAAGGGUGAACAGGGUGCGUUUCAUUGAGAUGCUUCUGGGCCGUCGAAAUUAUCUCCUUUGGAAAGAACCAUCCCCUCUUUGGGCUUCAGAGACCCAAAUUGAGGCGCAAUGAUGAGACGAUGUGGUGGCCCACUCUGAUGUCAAUCUUGAGGGCUAGGCAUUUUUAAUGACUCCAUAGUGUUGAAAAGAAUUGCAACAGGCAGCACUCUCUAAAUUGGGUGUGUUUUCCACUGGAAAUCACUGAGCUUUCUAAGGUAAGCCGUAAAGUACCUUUGCACAACAUUUUUAUUUGUCUAAGCACAGGGGAGAGACAUUUUGGCAGAACCAACAGUUGGUGUGCCAACAUCACAUUAGGGAAGUCCGUCUGACCUCCUCUCUACCCUGUAUCACUGCUCACCCUUCCAGUUCCCUCCUUCCUAACUAGAAAGGAAUCUGAUUCCUAUAUCGAUACUUUCAAUGAAAUCCUGUCAGUCUAACCUGUUCAUUCUUCAUGGUGGAUUAAUUUUAAGACUUUUAUCUCUAACUGUAGAUAAUAAUGCAGGUGUCUCUUGGUAUCCAUGGGGGAUUGGUUCCAGAACACCCCUUGGUUACCAAAAUUCAAAGAGGCUCAAGUCACUUGUACAAAAUGGUGUACUAUUUGCAUAUAGCUUAUGCAAAUAACUCCCUUGUACUUCAGGUCAUUUCUGGAUUACUUGUAAUACCUAAUACAAUGCAGUAUCAUGUAAAUAGUUGUUUAUACUGUAUUGCUAAUGGAAUAAUGACAAGAAAAAGAGUCUGUACAUGUUCACUACAGAUGUAACCAUUGCAGGCCUAACUACAUUGUACACGUCAACAACAAUGUAGUAUUUUUUUUAAAAAUAUUU